Galendromus occidentalis (western predatory mite) is the source of this 798-nucleotide messenger RNA. Its product is annotated as peritrophin-1. The transcript is spliced from 2 exons. The record is from RefSeq and is a predicted model, not a curated record. Gene Ontology annotation, cellular component: extracellular region. The coding region runs from base 17 to 352 and encodes 111 amino acids. Lineage: Eukaryota; Metazoa; Arthropoda; Arachnida; Mesostigmata; Phytoseiidae. Gene Ontology annotation, molecular function: chitin binding.
CGAUUCCGCCAUAAUCAUGUUUGCCGUGUUCGUGCUUAGUUGUUGUGUCCUGGCUCACGCCAACGGCGCGCCCGCCUUCGCGGGGGGCCUGUCGAUGCCGGUCGUACCUCCUAUGUUCAGCGGAUUCAACCCGCCGGCGCCCUCAGAUCAUUCGUCCGACACUCCGUCCGAUCCGGAUUGCCCACCUACCGACGGCACUAUUCCUCUCUACAUCCCCGAUCCCGAGAGUUGCUCGAAGUAUACUGUGUGCUCGGGAGGCUUCGGACUGAAGCUGGAAUGUGCGCCAGGGAUGCAUUUCAACGUUGCGACGUCUUCGUGCACCUUCCCCGCGCUCGCCAAGUGCUCCCUCUAAAAAGUACGUACUCGGAGAUAUCUGAGUUUUUUGUUCAGUGCUUUCUGGCGUUUCGCGACCUCUCACGGGACCAAAGAUGCGGGGAAGGGAUUCCUGGAGCGUAAUCGACCCCCUUUCUCUGCAAAUACUACACAGUCCGUUCUGAAGACAGAUCUCAAGAAGAGCGCGCCCGGAGUCGAUUCCCUCGCGAUUCCCAGGGAAUGAAUGAAACCGUACUACAGACUGAUCAACGAACGACGCGCUACAUAUCCACUGAGCAAACUCAAGAAGGAGGCCUGUUGGUCGAACGGCCUGUAAACGGGCUCGUGAGCGAGCGUCGGGUCGAUAUCGCCGCAUUCGGCAAACCGGAAACUCGAAUAUUCCGCUUCGAUUUUGUUCGCCUCGUGACGGGCGCCUCUCAAGGUCGGAUCCACAAAACACAAUAAACGAUGCUGCGUAUUCAUGGA